AAUAAGCCCAGCCGAGGAGGAUUCAGGAUAGAUGUGACGGAAUAUGUCGGAAUUUCAGAAACAGAACCGAAAGAAAAGCACAAGGGAGAAGAAAAUGGACAGACAGACUCUGAAAUUGAUCUCAAUUAUGUUGCGUUUUGCGUGAUUUGGUUUUAUUUCCUCAACCCACGCUCGGGUUGUAAACGGGGAAUAUGGAAAGCGCCCAAAGUCCGAGACCGGAGCAAUCAUCUAAACCAAGCCAUGAGCCCAUCCGUUUCGGUAUAGACCGGAUCCUCGGUUCCUCUGACCGACAGCAUGGCUCUGAGAGCAGUACGGACAGCCAGACCGGGACCACCACUACAUUCACUGCACUGCUCGCCCCACUCUCUGCUUUUCCUGGCUCUCUGGAGGACCCGAGCGAGUUCGUGCCGAACAGGACUCUGGGACACCGCGGGGUGAUCCGGGUCCCGGCGCACAGACCGCUUGGAGCCGCCAUAGCUCCGUCUGUGGUGAGCGCAGCUCCGGGUUUCGGGCCGCUUUGCUUCCCCUGGGUGGAUAAUCACCGCAGAUUCACCAAAGACAGACUGCCAGCUCUACUAGCGUUGCCCAUAACUCGACGCAUUGGUCACCCCUACCAGAACCGCACCCCCCCCAAGCGGAAGAAGCCGCGCACGUCAUUUUCCCGCGUGCAGAUCUGCGAGCUCGAGAAGCGCUUUCACCGGCAGAAGUAUUUGGCCAGUGCUGAGCGUGCGGCUCUCGCCAAGACUCUUAAAAUGACGGACGCUCAGGUCAAAACGUGGUUCCAGAACCGAAGAACCAAAUGGAGGCGACAGACGGCUGAGGAGAGGGAGGCCGAGCGCCAGCAGGCGAAUCGGAUGCUACUGCAGCUGCAGGCUGAUGCCCUCCAGAAGUCCAUCAGUGAGUCAGUGCCUGUAGAUCCUCUGUGCGUGCACAACUCUUCACUGUAUGCCCUGCAGAACCUGCAGCCAUGGGCUCAAGACAAAGCAGGCAAAAUGGCCACCACUACUUCACUGGCCUAAAUGAAUACUGGUGAAAUACUAAGCGCAUGAGGCGUGACUGUGAUUGUGCAAAAUUAGACAACUGGGAAUGUGUUACAGUAAGAUAGGCUUUAUGCAGUGAUCUAGGUAUCAUAUUAUACGUACAUGACCUUGGAAAGAAAUAAUUUGAUGAACAGCAAAUAUAAGAAAAUCUGUAGAUUUUUUUGAGGACAUAUACAACAUCAACAUCCUGGGAGGAAAACACUACUGAUCAAUAUCAUACCAAAUAUGCAUCAGUAGAAUUUCCUACAAUCCCAAUGCUAUAUUAAAUAUAGAGGCUCAUCCACGGUCUUUGAGUUCAUGCUGUUGCACAACAUUCUUCAAAACUCAAUACUCACAUAUGUGCAAUCUGAAAGGUUGCUUAUUUGUGUGAACAAAAGGUAUACUCCCCAAUGACCUCCCAGGUGUCAGACAAGAAAUAACACUGCAGUGGGAAUUGUGAAUGUAAAAUAACACAGUCAAGGUUUAUGAUUAUGAGAAGUUUUUACUUCUUUUACAACAUGUUUUCUUUUCGUGAUGGACAGAAAGGAAAAUCUGUGGCUGCAAAUCCAAACGUUAUGCGAAACAAACAAAAGGUAAUAUCUAAAUGCACAGGCACAAACACAUUAUUUUUGUCCAUCAUAAUUUUUUUCUCCUUUUUCUAAGUCCUGUCCCAGCUGAUGUUCCAGUGUUGUUGGCACAAAUAUAGACUGUGAAUAUCUGAUUAUAUGUUUGACUUUUUAUAUAAUUGAGUAUAGUGUACAUUUCUACUCAUCGCCAGUGACUGUGUUGUUGAAAAUGAAGUUUACUAUUCUUCUGAAUUUCCUAUGUUUACUUGCUUAUAGUACUGAACUGUGUCUUGGGCUUCUACAUAGUGUUUUGGGCCAAACUACAGCCUAUAUCUUGGCCCUGUUUCAUUGCCACUACAAGACAGAAAGUUGCCAUGUUGUAAUCCUGGAUUUAAAGCCCAGUAAUUAACAUGGUCCUUGUAAAUCAAGAAUACUUUGCAUAGGAAUAUGCUUGAGACAAAGGAAACACUCCAGUGUUUUCACUGUCUAUGUGCUGCAUCUGUAGCAUAUGUGUGACUACCACUGACAAGAAUUUGGGCACGUUUCCCUGUACUGUGAAAAUAACAAAAACUUUUUAAACUCUAAGUCUAAGUGUUUUUAUUAGGGCAACAAUAAACAUUAGUAUUUCUAUUCAUUUUUAUGAAUGAAUGUGGAAAUUAUUAAUGAGUUGCUUUAAAUGAAAUAAUUUACAAUGAAUCAUACAUAAUUAUGCAUGUAUACCAAAACCGAAAAUACCUUUUAAUGUAUUGCUUCAGUGUAGUUUUGAAUUUGCAUUACUGUAAAAGUUUACUGACUGAAAUGAACAACUGACUUCCAUUAUAACUGAGGUUUAGUUCACCAUUAACUGUAGUUCUUUAUUAACGGCAGAGUAACACAUCCAAAUAAUUUUCUGUGGUAAUCACAAAUACACUACAAAUCCAGUGGAUAGAGAGUAGGUUGAUAAGCGUGUCUUACUUUAUAUUAAAUGUCUUUAAUAUCUGUGAAGCUAUAUAUAAACUCCACAGGCAACUAUAUAACUAGUAAGAACGUCUGCACUGUUACAAAUAGCUUACAGAUCCAUCCAUCCAUCCAUUUUCUAUACCGCUUAUCCUUCAGGGUCAUGGGGAAGCCUAUCCCAGGAAGCAUUGGGCACAAGGCGGGGUACACAGGGUGCCAAUCCAUCACAGGGCACAAUCACAUACACAUUCACACACCCAUUCAUACACUAGGGACACUUUGGACAUGCUAAUCAGCCUACCAUGCAUGUCUUUGGACUGGAGGAGGAAACAUGCAAACUCCACACACACAGGGAAGCGGCAGAAAUCGAACCCCCAAACCUGGCGGCCUGAGGUGAACGUGUUAAUAGAUGUAAAUACAGAAAUGCACACAACUUCAGUUUUGGCCCAAACAGGACAUUCUCUUUCACUCACUGAAAGUGUAAGAGGGGUAAUAACAUUUAUAUGAACGGCUAGUUUUGACUAUACCUGCAUACAUACAGACACAGGGACUAUUAGCCUAUUUUGAAAGCAUAACAAUAUAAGAGCAUAAAGGUAUAUGUAAUUACUGCAAAUUACAGAUUGGCAGUAGUCCGUCUGAUUUGCUGGAUCAGUACAUGACGAGAAAUAUACCACAGAAAUGAUAUAAAAGUUCAAGUUGAACUUUUGUCAAGAUGCAUAUUUACAUAAGAUUUACUUCUGUAAUCCAUCAGUAACAGCACAUACAUUCAAGUAGUUACAUUAUAGUUGUCUGUAUUAUUAUUAGACACAUUAACAUAGGCACUUAAUAUAAAGUGGGAGCAAAUAUGCUGGAACAUUCCUUUAUAUACAAAAACUUUGUAUUUGUUUUCUUAAUGAAGGGCAAAAGCCUUUAUGUUGGUACGUUUCCUGUCAUAGACUAAGCCUGGUCUUAGACUAAAUAUCAGUGUUAUGUAAAACCUUUUUAGCCCUAGAUUAGGAUUACUCUAUAUCUGAAACACUAGGGCUAUAUUCUAAUUCUUUCUAAACAUGAGUGGAAAAUGUCUAUAAUAAAAUAUACAAAACUUUGUUAUGUAAAUAAUAUUGAUCAUUAUAAACUAUGAAGAUGUUUUGACACGUUUGUCCUUCUUAAUAUGUUUAUAAUUUAAGGUAAAUGGGUGUAUAAAUAUAUAUAAAACAAUCAA
Molecule: messenger RNA, 3722 nt
Organism: Ictalurus punctatus (channel catfish)
Lineage: Eukaryota; Metazoa; Chordata; Actinopteri; Siluriformes; Ictaluridae
Product: T cell leukemia homeobox 3
Exons: 3
Coding region: 192-1019 (275 amino acids)
Biological process (GO): animal organ development; regulation of transcription by RNA polymerase II
Cellular component (GO): nucleus
Molecular function (GO): RNA polymerase II cis-regulatory region sequence-specific DNA binding; DNA-binding transcription factor activity, RNA polymerase II-specific
Source: RefSeq, a predicted model, not a curated record